UGAAGUUUGUUUAGCUCUCCAGCUGAUGAGCCAGAAGCCGAGCCACUGAGCAGCAGACGCGCUCGGAUGAUGGAGUUCUUCACAGGAAACCCGUUUUCUACGCCCGUGGGUCAACUUAUAGAACAUGCCACCGGUUCUUCUCUCUCGUCUGAAGACUGGGGCCUCAACAUGGAGAUCUGUGACACUGUCAAUGAAACGGGUGAAGGACCUAAAGAUGCAGUCCGAGCGAUAAAGAAGAGGAUUCUGGGAAAUAAGAAUUUCAACGAGGUCAUGCUGGCUCUGAGUGUGUUGGAGGCCUGUGUGAAGAACUGCGGGCACAGAUUCCACGUCUACGUGUCCACCAGAGAUUUUGUGGAAAGCGUUUUGGUCCAAACGAUCCUGCCUAAAAACAACGCCCCAGUGUUUCUUCAGGACAGGGUCUUGAGCAUGAUACAGGCUUGGUCCGAUGCCUUUCGUAGUUCUCCAGACUUGACGGGUGUCGUGACCGUCUAUGAGGAUCUCCGGAGGAAAGGCGUGGAGUUUCCCAAGGCUGAACUGAAUGGCUGUUCCCCUAUUCACACUCCCAACAGGACCAUCGAGUCUGCGGUAACAGCUCACACAAAAAGUCACUCCGUCAAAUCCACCCAGACACAGGAUACAGAGACACCAGUCACGCUGUCUCCUCAACAGAUGAAGACGCUGAAGAGCGAACUGGAGGUGGUGCACAAUAAUAUAUCGGUGAUGUCAGACCUGAUGAGUCAGAUGCAGCCUGCGAGUCUUGAGCCGUCGGACACAGAGCUACUACAGCAGCUCUACUCCAUGACCAAAGACAUGCAGGGCCGGAUGGUGGAGCUCAUCCCCAGACUGAGCGAUGAUGAGAGGCUUAUAGAGCAGUUACUCAGUGCCAACGACCAAGUGAACACCACCUUUACACAGUAUCACAGAUUUGAAAGACAUCUCAACAAACAGAGCAGUGCACAAUCUAAUCCAGCGAACACAAACCUCAUUGACUUGGGUACUUCCAACCACAUGAAGUCAGCAUAUGGUGCUCACAGCGCAGUCACCACACUGACCAAUCAGAUGGCUGGAUUGAGCACAAAAGCUGAUGACUUAAAACAAAAUAAGAGCAGCUCAUCACAAAAAAGCAGUCCAGAAAGCUCUGCAGCUCUUGGGGGCCUUGCAGCCAAUCAGAGAGAGCGACAGGACCCUGGAGAGUCCAUCGUUUUAAACGGUGGUGUCUAUGUUAAGGACGUCAGCCCAGACUCCAACUCCCUCGGCAGCUCGCCUCAGUUUCAUUGGAUGCUUGAAAAGGGAAUGAUUCCUGUCAGUCAGAGUGAAGUGAUGGACGACAUUGAACGAUGGCUGGAUGGAGAUGACGAAGAUGACUCUGAAGGAGUGACUAGUGAAGAGUUCGAUAAGUUUUUAGCGGAGAGAGCGAAAGCAGCGGAGCGUCUUCCCUCAGUGAAAGCGUCCCAUCGUGACCCAGGGCGUUCACAUCUGUAGUUCUUCUCCUCAUUCGUAACUUCCAGCUCAUAACCACUUCUCAGUUUAUUUAUAGUGUUUUUGGUUGAUUUCUAACCAUGUAAUGUCUUUAUCAAACUUUAGGUCUAAGGCCUGGUUUCUGACUGGGUUUAGACUAAGCCAGGAUUAGGCCAUAGUUCAACUAGGACGUUUAAGUCAUUUUUUUAAGCAUGCCUUAGAAAAAAAAGAAAAAAACAAGGGCACUGAUGUAUUUUAAGACCAAUCCGUGCAAGUUUCUUUCAGUUGAAACUGAUCUACAUUUAAUAAAUCUGAUUUACAUUUUAGUCGGGAACUGUGUGUGAAGUUAGGUGUGGGUUUUGGAGAGGUUUCAUUGUGAAAUAUUAUGAAAUCUCUUUAGAACUGGACUGUGAUUUCUUCAGUCUGAUGUAGUGGUUACUCUUUUAAUGGAGAAAUGCUCCGUGGUCACACAUGAAUAGGUUAAAACCAUUGUAUGUGUAUAAUGUAUUAUGUUCGGCUGUUUUAAAGGAAGGAAGUGAAUGCGGUUUAUGUCUACAGGCUGCUGUAUGAGUGUCAUAUGUGAAUCAUUAGUUUAAGGUUAUGUUUGAAUACCAUUCAAUAAAAUGUCAUUUGAAAA
This is a messenger RNA of Carassius auratus (goldfish), 2095 nucleotides long. Its product is annotated as target of Myb protein 1-like. Gene Ontology annotation, biological process: signal transduction. Lineage: Eukaryota; Metazoa; Chordata; Actinopteri; Cypriniformes; Cyprinidae. Gene Ontology annotation, cellular component: membrane; endosome. Gene Ontology annotation, molecular function: clathrin binding; phosphatidylinositol binding; ubiquitin binding. The transcript has 16 exons. Bases 67 to 1482 code for a protein of 471 amino acids. The record is from RefSeq and is a predicted model, not a curated record.